GGUAAGGGUGUGUACGGGGGACUGGGGACGUAUACAGGGUUGGGCUGGCCUACGGUGGUAUUUUUUAGCGGUGGUGGCGCAGCAUCCUUUGUACCAUGAAGCCUUGGUGCGCUGCAUGUGGAUUGAUGAGAAGGGUGGAGGCAGUUAUCGUUGUCAGGAUCAAGGAGGAUAUUCAUCAGAUUUUGAGAACGUACAUGUAGGCUACGCAGGGUAUGUCCGUGUUAUUAAGUGUGUCCGAGUACAGAAUGUUACCAUUUUCUGCGAAUGACAUGAAUUGGCUUACCACCUGGGUACCGCUCGGCGGAGGAUGCUGCGGUGUAAGACGUGAGUCAUCUCCUUGAUGCGUGAUUAGCGACGUAUACGGUGGGAGUGUUGCGGAGAAAUCAAUUUUCAUUUUUACCGUCAAGGAUCGAAGGAAUAAAUAUGUCGAGACAGUGCGAGGCUGUGAAGGUGGUGGUGCGAUGCCGCCCAUUCAACAGGAGAGAGGAGACGAUGGACAACGAUAACAUCUUGGAGGUGAAUACAAAACUGGGGCAGAUCACAUUGAGAAACCCAAGGGCGUCACCUGAAGAACUCAUGAAAUCAUUCACCUUUGAUGCGGUCUAUGACUCUGAGUCGAAGCAGAGCGAUAUUUAUCAUGACACGGUCAGACCCCUUGUAGACUCCGUGUUGCAAGGUUUCAACGGGACCAUAUUAGCUUAUGGGCAAACUGGGACAGGUAAAACAUACACCAUGCUAGGUAUGCCCACAGACAAUGAGAGAGGGAUCAUCCCAAAUUCAUUUAACCAAAUUUUUACGCAGAUCUCCAGGUCUCAGAAUCAGCAGUAUUUAGUGAGGGCAUCCUAUCUAGAGAUCUAUCAGGAGGAGGUCCGGGAUCUGUUAUGUAAGGACAACAACAAGAAACUAGACCUCAAAGAAAACCCAGAUUCAGGUGUCUAUGUCAAAGACCUGUCUUCGGUUGUCAGCAAGAAUGUCAUGGAGAUCGAACAUGUCAUGAACAUAGGAGACCAGUCCAGGUCUGUGGGUUUCACCAAUAUGAAUGAACGCAGCUCGCGGUCCCAUGCCAUCUUCAUGAUCACGGUGGAGUGCAGUGAGAAAGGUGCAGAUGGAGAGGACCACAUACGGGUUGGGAAGCUGAACAUGGUUGACCUGGCUGGCAGCGAACGCCAGAGCAAGACAGGUGCUAAUGGGGAACGCCUGAAAGAGGCCACUAAAAUCAACCUGUCCCUCUCAGCACUGGGUAAUGUCAUCUCUGCUCUGGUUGAUGGGAAGAGCACACACAUCCCUUACAGGGACUCUAAACUUACCCGCCUGCUCCAGGAUUCACUAGGUGGCAAUGCGAAGACGGUCAUGGUAGCCACUCUGGGACCAGCGUCCAAGAACUAUGAAGAGUCCCUAACGACCCUAAGGUAUGCUAACAGGGCUAAAAAUAUCAAGAACAAACCCAAGAUCAAUGAGGAUCCAAAGGAUGCUCUGCUGAGAGAGUUUCAGGAGGAGAUCACCCGCCUGAAGGCCCAACUGGAGGAGCGAGGGAUGCUGGCAAAGGAGAGGAGAAGGAGGAGGAAUAGCAGAAGACUGACUAAAAGUAUGAUUGUUGAGGAUGUAGCCCACAGAGAAAGAGAUGCGGAACUGUGGAAGGCUCUGGAAGCGGAAUGGGAGCGGAAUGCGAAAUACUAUAUAAAGGAAGAACAGGAAAGCAAGAUGAAAAAAGAGGAGGAAAGUAUUAUAGCGAUAAGUAGAUGCAACUCCAUGGAUAACUCUGUAGAGGGCAGUCCCCAAAAAGUUGUUACAUCCAGAAUACCGAUACAUAGAUUUAGCUCUGUGGAGGAUAGCCCCAAAAAGGCUCUUCCCACCAGCGCCCAUAGCAGCCCAGGGGCCAGAGAGAAAUGGAAGCCAUUUGGUGAAAAAGAGCAGAUGGAAAAUGAAAGGAUGAUGGAAGACAUGCAGAAGGAACAGGAAUCCAUGGAAAAAAUUAUUGAGAAAUAUAAGGCUAUGGAGAGCAAAAUAUUGGCUGGGGGAAAGAACAUUAUUGACCACACUAACGAGCAACAGAAGAUGCUGGAAUUGAAGAGGCAGGAGAUUGCAGAACAGAUAAGACGGGAGAGAGAGAUCCAGCAGCAGGUGAUGGCUCAGGAUGAGGAGACAGGAGAGCUGAGAGAGACCUUCUCCUCCCUGCAGCAGGAGGUGGAUCUCAAGACCAAGAAGCUGAAGAGGUUGUAUGCCAAGCUGCAGUUGGUGAAGGCUGAGAUUGGGGAUGUCAUUGAUGAGCAUGUAGUAACCAGACAGGAGCUUGAGCAGACACAAAAUGAACUCACCAGAGAACUCAAGUUCAAGUAUCUCUUAAUUGAGAAUUUCAUUCCUCCCGAAGAAAAGAACAAAAUUAUGAACAGGCUUCACUUUGACAGUGAGGAGGACCAGUGGAGGUUUAGGCCCUUUGUAACUUCAGAAAGUAAAUCGGCUCAUCAGGUGAAACGAAGGCCCACUUCUGUGGUGGGAUACAAGAGACCUAUCAGCCAAUAUGCACAGAUGGCUGUCACAACAGGAGCUCCAUCUAGAUACCGGGCUGAGAAUGUAAUGCUCCUGGAGCUAGAUAUGAGCCCACCCACCAUGUACAACCUCAACCUUAACGGAGCACACCUGGAGCAGGCCUUUGGAGGUCCCGGUAGCCCCAGGAGAGACCUGCUAGUCAACGUCCCCUUCAGGGACAGGACCACUGCAUCAGGAAGGGUCCGAAAGUCACGAUCCUGGUACCAGGCACCACGUUCAUCCUCUUCAUGCGUCUCAUCCUCUUCAUCAUCCAGCUCUAUAACACAAGGACCCCAGAUCCAGUGCUCUCCUCACCCCCAGAGACCCUCCUCAUCCAUCUAUACUCCAUUGGAAGGUGCCAUUCCAGGGAGCCCCUGAUUAUAGAACAUUCCAAUGUAUAUCAUAUAUGCCUAUUUGCUGUGUUACAUUAUGCAAUCAACAAUUUCAAAGUAUAUUAUUUCACCAAAUACAAUUUGUCUGUAACCAAAAGUUUUGCAUAAUACUUUGUGGAAAAUAUAGUAAAGCUGAGCUUUUCAUUAUUUUAUAUUUUUUCUGCUAUCAUUAUAGCUUAUGCUGAUGAUGACUAACGUAAUGUUGAGCUUUUUAUGUAUUGAAACAUCAGAAUAAAUGGUACAA
This is a messenger RNA of Coregonus clupeaformis (lake whitefish), 3162 nucleotides long. Its product is annotated as kinesin-like protein KIF3B. Gene Ontology annotation, biological process: microtubule-based movement. The record is from RefSeq and is a predicted model, not a curated record. Gene Ontology annotation, molecular function: microtubule motor activity; ATP binding; microtubule binding. Bases 424 to 2904 code for a protein of 826 amino acids. Lineage: Eukaryota; Metazoa; Chordata; Actinopteri; Salmoniformes; Salmonidae. The transcript is spliced from 8 exons.